Messenger RNA from Acaulospora colombiana, 463 nucleotides. The record is from the annotation of a GenBank genome assembly. NCBI's taxonomy places the organism in Eukaryota, Fungi, Glomeromycota, Glomeromycetes, Diversisporales, Acaulosporaceae.
GACGAGACCCGAUUAAAAAGCUCGCUCAAUAUAUUAAGGAAAACGAAAACAAUCUUGAACCCGAAGAGAUAAAUACGCUAGCAUAUAACUUAGCUAAAACAGCUCCUACCAUAAUAGCCCAAUCAUCGCGUCUUAAAUUGCUUCGAAAAGAAUUACGCAAUCUCGAUGCUGAUUAUCUUACAUUAGAAGCAAUAUAUAUACCCGGUAUUACUCGAAAAUCAAAUAAAGAACAAGCGAUAAAUCAGGAACUCCGUGAAGAUGAGGGAUAUGAUUGUCCAGAAUUCUUUUACUUGGAAAAUGUCCAGAAAAGGCUUAAGGAUUGUAACAUUACCAAUUCCCCGACAAUGCAAAAUUUAAUGGAUAUAAUGAUAAUGUUAUCUAUGAGGCCAGCAGAUGUUGCAAAUCUUCGUAUUGAUUACUAUAAACCAUCUAAUGUUGAUUGGUACAAUUCUAAAUAUUCUUG